Messenger RNA from Sturnus vulgaris (Common starling), 5155 nucleotides. Lineage: Eukaryota; Metazoa; Chordata; Aves; Passeriformes; Sturnidae. The record is from RefSeq and is a predicted model, not a curated record.
GGUUAAAAGUUUGUUGUUUACUAUAAUGCUGUCAAGGAAUUAGAAAAUAAUGCAUUUAUGUCUUCCUCUUUGGCUCAUUUUUCUUUUGAUAGAAUGCUGAGCUAAUCUGGGAAGCUGUGACACUUACCUUCAGACUGAAGACCCAUGACCGGGUAGAAAUGCAUUAGUACUUGGAGUAUUUAACAGAAAAUAUAAGUUCUAGGAGGGUUAAAUCACCUGGCAGACUUCAAACACUGAGCAAGUUUCAGUUUGAGUUGGGUAUUGUGGUAGCCAUUUAAUUUACUGUGAAGGAUUAUGCACAGUGAAUUUCUUAGAAAAACCAGUUAAUUUGUAUUGAGGUUUUAAACAAUGAUCUGUUCUAUUUUCAUCUUCUGUUGAGGUAAAAAAAUUACUAUUCAAGUAUUUUUAAGCACUACUUUUCAACUUGCAGGUGGAUACAGGCACACAGAUGGCAGAUAACAGGUAUGUUGGCUGUUUUCCUGAAAUUAAAUCAAGGUGGGUAGAGCCAACUGUAUAUCUGGUGUUCUGCAGGAGAGGUUUUUGUUUGUAUUUUUUAACCUGUGAAGAGUGGAUUACCAGACUUGAAUAAAAAUAAAAUGGUAAUAUUUUUCUAAAUGCUCUGAAGAGCUGAAGAGCCUUAGUGUUUCUCUGAUCUGUGUGAUUUAAGCAUGCAAAAGGCACCUUUUUUUUUCCUAGUUAAUGUAGUAUUUUUUGAGCAUACAGUAUUUCUAUGGAACUGCUGCAAGUCGAUAUGUGCUGCUGCUCUUCUGAGGCUUGCAGUACUGGAUAAGCUGGUCUGUCCAUACCUGAUAAUACCCAGACACGUACGUGAUAUCUCUUCUGGUAUUGUGUGUGAGUUAGGGUUAAUUUCAGCAAUAUCUGGUGUGCGUUUUGUGACCUCUAAACUGUCAGGGAGCACAGGGAAUACUGGCUGGCUGUUGACUCAAGCUGGGCCCUCUCCUCCAGCACAGGAAGUGAGAUGGAAGACAUUGCAGCUGGGAGAUGGGGAGGCCAGGGACAUCCCUUUUAGAAUAGGAGUGAAUGUUUUUAUCAAAACUGUUUGUUAGAGAAGUUGGAAACAGAGCUUUUAUCUCUUGUUCAUCUUCCUUUCGUACCUGCAUCCUUUCUCAUGUUCUUUAUCACUUACACUGAAAGUGUCUCGUAUUUUCAUUUGUGUAAUAACAUUUUCUUGUGCAAAGUGAAUGGCCACAUGAUUCACAGACUGAAUCCUACACAUGAAUGGCCAGCCGUUCACUUAAUGAGAUGAAUUUAUCUGUCAAAGGUUUUUGUUUUGCCUUUGCAUCCCUUUCAUUUUAGAUCUAGUUUCAUAUCCAAACUUUGGAGUUUUCACAAGCUUGAAGACAUAAAUGUCUUUUAUUGGCAUACUUGUCUAUAAAACUUGUCUGUAGUAAACCAAAAAUACAGAAUAACUUGUUCUUGAAUGCUGACUUUUAUGUAAUGUGAUACUAUUUUUAUGUGUUACCCUUUGAAUUCUUUUAGUAAAACAGAAGAUACUGCUUCAGAGUCUCUGGAGGCUGCUAAAAAUGCAACCAACAAAAAAGAAAAGCUGGCAGACCAAGUGAUGCAAAAUCCACAGGUCCUGGCAGCUCUUCAGGAACGUCUUGACAACACAUCAAUCACUCCUUCAAGUUACAUUGAAAAUUUUCCAAAAGCAGUGAUAAGAAGAAUUGAUGCCUUGAAAAAGCUCCAGGUGAAAUGUGCCCAUAUAGAAGCUAAAUUCUAUGAAGAAGUACAUGACUUGGAGAGAAAAUAUGCAGCACUCUAUCAACCUCUUUUUGAUAAGAGAAGAGAGUUUAUUAAUGGGGAAGCUGAACCCACAGAUGCAGAGGCAGAAUGGCACAGUGAAAACGAGGAUGAAGAAAAACUGGCUGGAGACCUGAAAAAUGCAGUGGUAAUAGAUGAAAAAGCAGAAGAGACAAAUGUCAAAGGAAUUCCAGACUUCUGGUUUACUAUCUUUAGGAAUGUAGAUAUGCUAAGUGAAUUAGUACAAGAAUAUGAUGAACCUAUCUUGAAACAUCUGCAGGAUAUUAAAGUUAAAUUUUCUGAACCAGGACAGCCUAUGUCUUUCUCAUUAGAGUUCCACUUUGGGCCCAAUGACUACUUUUCUAAUUCAGUCCUGACAAAAACAUACAAGAUGAAGUCGGAGCCAGACAAGACAGAUCCCUUUUCAUUUGAAGGACCUGAAAUAGUUGAUUGUGAGGGGUGUACCAUUGACUGGAAGAAAGGAAAAAAUGUUACAGUUAAAACAAUCAAGAAGAAACAGAAACACAAGGGCCGAGGCACAGUUCGGACAAUUACUAAACAAGUACCUAACGAUUCAUUUUUUAACUUCUUCAGCCCAAUAAAGGUAUCUGGUGAUGGAGAGUCAUUGGAUGAAGACUCGGAAUUCACUUUAGCAGCAGAUUUUGAAAUUGGACACUUCUUCCGUGAAAGGAUAGUCCCUCGUGCUGUGCUGUAUUUCACUGGGGAAGCUAUAGAGGAUGAUGAUAACUUUGAAGAUGAUGAAGAAGGUGAAGAGGAGGUGAGAUGCACACUGUAUUUUUUAUAGAUUACUGAUAACUUAUUCCAUUCUAGUGCCAGGAAUAAUUCUAUAUGGAGCAGAAAACACUUGUUCAUAAAUGCUCUUGUGCGUGGUACUUCUUUCCAAAAGAGUUCAGCAUUCAUGACUUGCAAAACUGCCUGGUUUUUCUUUUCUUAAAAAUAUUUUCUGCAAGAGCAUAUAUCCAUUUUUUAUCUAGUAUUCUGAAAGCUGUUUUCUAACAUGACUCAAAAAUUAAAGGAAAGCAUUUUUUUGUAGAAUGCGGCAUGAUAAAUAUUUGUUCCUUAGGUGGUAGUGCAACUCAGCUGUCAGCUUUUAGUUGUCGUAAGCUUGAAGACUGAGUCUUACCAAAUGCAAAGUAAAAAGAAGUAUGCAACUAUUCAGCAUAAGUAAUUUAGGCUGGCUCUGGUCUAUUUGCAAUAGUGUUGUAUGAACACGUGCUAUGAAACGCUUUGCACAAAACCAUUAAAUGUUACCAUUACCACACUUAAAUGAACUAAUAUCCUUUACAUUUUUUGCUUUACUGCUUUUACUGUGCUGUUCUUGCUAAUUUGUCAAAGGUACUGAUCCCUGACUGUUGUCAGCUUCAGCACAGCAGAGUACAUCAGAGGUUAUCAAGCUGCUGAUCUGAUGUGAGCUGGCAGCCUUCAGCAUGCAAUCUCUUUUUUUGUCUGUGCUUAGGCUGUUGAGUGACUAAACACUUGUACAUUUUUAUUUUUUUAAGCUGGGCAUUGAUAGAAGUGUGUAUGAGUAUUUUUAAUUGGUUUCCAGUGCCAGAUGUUAUCACUUAGAUGUAGCUGUGUGUAAAAUUGAGUACAAAAGCCCUACAUAGGAAUGCAUAGCCAGUCCACAACAAGCUAAAUAAACAGACUCUUUGGAGGGAGACUGAAACAAAGAACAAAAUCAGGCAUAUAUACCUAUUACCAGAACUAAAAUUCCAAAUAAUUUGUUAGGUAGAAGUUUAAAAAUUGCUGUGGGACCGCAGCAUCAUACAUAGGAAGAUUGCCUUUAGCCAUACUAAGACCUUUAUAUCAUGUUUUAAAGAUUUUGCAUGUAAAACUUGGAAGAUGCUGAAUUCUUUUAAAUCAGCCCAAUACUGACAUCUGAAACACUCUGGAAUACAGUGAUAAUUUAAUUUGCUACUUUGCUUUUUGUCCAUUACAAAAAGUUGCACUUUUAACCUGUUUUAAUUUCUGUUAGUUUAUCUCUAUUUUGUCAUAGGAGUUGGAGGGGGAAGAGGAGGGAGAAGAGGAGGAAGAUGCAGAGAGUGAUCCCAAGGUGUAAUAUAAGUCUGUUAUUCAUUCAUACAUUUCUAGAAAGAGUCCAGCCAACCUGCUGAAUGCAAACAACAGUAAUAAGGAAAUACCACUUGGAAGUGAUAUUUGAACAACUUGUAACAAAUAGUUGGAUACCUGGCCUGCAGUUCAGGAUAUUCUAUCGCUGCAGCACAAUCUUAUUAACAAUGCUUAAAAUUAAUUUGUUUUAAAAUGCAUGAUUUUCACUAACUUUAUUGCUUAACAUGUACAGUGGCAACUUCAAUGCAUUUGGGAAAUAUGAGGUUUAAAUAAAGCACACUCUACAGCCUUUGGUACACUGUAACUAAGUAUGUCAAUAGGCCUCUAGAGCCUUCUGCCCUACGCAUAGGGGAAUAGUCCAGACUACCAUGUGAGGAUUAUCCAUUUUCUUGCUCAACAUUGAAAAUUGUGGAAUAGCAAUGUGCUAAGAAGCUAAAGUAAAUGGAUUACAUGUAUGGUAGCUGAAACAGAUAGAGCAAUAUGACUUUUUUGCUAGUUCCCUCCCCCCUUUUUUAAUGUUUCUCGCAACCUACAAAUUGAACUAGUGCUUGAGCAGCUUUAAAUGUCAUAUUUAUUAUCUCAGUACAACCAGUUGAGUUGAAGUAAUUUUACUUCAUUGAAGAGGGUGUCAUAUUUGAGACUUAGUUGUUCAUCUUACUAUUUAUUUAUUCAUGUUUGUAAGUACUUUGACAGAAUUAGUGCUUUUUAAUAGUUUUUAAUAUACUUGAAAAAUCUUCUUCCUCUUUUGCAUACAAUAUGGGUACUUGUAAAACAGGUAAUUCAAAGUGGUCUCAAUGUAGUAGUCUAGACAGAAGAAACAAACUCUCAUCAAAAUGACAACUCUUCUGGAUGAAGAUCAAAAUGCAAAGGCCAAACUGUUGCUGUUGGUGGAAGUGGGUUGCAGCCAAAGAACCAAUUUCCAGUAGUCUUAUUGCUUAGUGUCCAGCAUGAAAGGACCUUUCACUUUGAACACAGAAAUUUAUCAAAAUGAAUCAGUUCAAUAAAUCUGAUGUUUGGGUGUCUUACUUGCAACACUGAAAUUAUUCCAUUCCACAAUUUGUUUUCUUUAAAGUUCUGAAGUCUUCAAAACUACCUUUUGUUGUUGUGUGGCACUUCAGGUACACAUUUCUAGUUUCAGCAUCCAUUACCAACCUCUGGCAGCAGUUGAAUAGCAGCUGUAUCAACACUGUGACCAGGCAUGUAGAGUGCUCCAGCCUUACCUUACACAUUUGUAACUUAAUACGGUGUUUUCAAUUUGUACAGAAUAGAUAGAAUAUUCUAUUAAAGUUGUGAAACAUGA